Molecule: messenger RNA, 1326 nt
Organism: Prunus avium (sweet cherry)
Lineage: Eukaryota; Viridiplantae; Streptophyta; Magnoliopsida; Rosales; Rosaceae
Source: RefSeq, a predicted model, not a curated record
AUGGCUGAUGCACUCGUUUGUGUGGUUCUACAACAAUUGGCUUCAACAACGUAUCAGCAAAUAGAAAAAGAGGUGGAAUUGGUCUUGGAUGUUAAGAAAGAAGUUGCAAAAAUCACCAGCAAUCUCAAAGCUAUACAAGCCGUUCUCGAUGAUGCAGAGAAGAGGCAAGUGAUGGAAGCCGUCGUGAGAUAUUGGUUGGAUAAGCUGAAAAAUGUAUCGUACGAGAUGGAUGAUGUGCUGGAUGAGUGGAACACUAAAAUUAUGAUGCAACAAGUUGACAACCAUGAAAAAGAAGGUGAUAUAACUCUUCUUGUUACCAAGAAGAAGGUAUGUUUCUUGAUUCCCUUUGAUUGCUUUUGUUUUGGCCAUGUCAGUCGAGUGAUUCUUCGUCGCGACAUUAAACUUAAGCUAAAAGAUCUGAAUAACAAGUUGACUGAGAUUGCUGAAGAACGAAAAGCAUAUAAGUUUCAACACACAGAAGGAAGAGUUGAACAACCUGAACGGCAGAAAAGCUCAUCGUUUCUUGAUAUAUCUAAGACAUUUGGCCGAGAAAAUGAAAAAGAUAUUAUAGUAAGCAAGUUGUUGAGUGAGAGUAGUCAAGAAAUUAUAAGGGGUCCCCUUGUUAUCCCCAUUGUGGGGAUGGGAGGAAUGGGAAAGACAACUCUUGCACAACUAGCCUAUAAUGAUGAAAAUGUCAAAGCGCAUUUCGAAAGGAGAAUAUGGGUUUGUGUCUCAGACCCUUUUGAUGAGAUAAAGAUUGCCAAAGCCAUCAUUGAUGGUAAUGGAACCCCAAACUCAGAUGAAUUGGAAGCUUUCUUGCAAUGUAUGUCAAAAUCUGUAGAAGGGAAAAAGUUCCUCCUUGUCCUAGAUGAUGUGUGGACUCAAGACCACAGAAAGUGGGAACAAUUAAAGUUACCUUUGCUGAAAGGUGCUAUGGGUAGUAGAAUACUGGUGACCACACGAAAAGAGGAAGUUGCUAUUAUGAUGGGAGCAAAGAUGAGCCACAUGAUCCAUUUGAAGCAAUUGAGUGAAGAAUCAUGUUGGUCCUUAUUCUAUCACCUUGCAUUCUUUGACAAGGAAGAAGAUGAAUCUAAUGUGUUUGAAGCUAUUGGUAAGGAAAUUGUCAAAAAGUGUAAGGGUUUGCCUCUUGCUGCAAAGGCUUUAGGUAGUCUCAUGCGCUUUAAGAAAACUAAGAAAGAAUGGCAAGAUGUCUUGCACAGUGAGAUAUGGGAAAUUGAAGAGGUUGAACAAGAGGUUUUUCAACCGUUAUUGCUAAGUUAUUAUGAUUUGGCAUCGGGGGUCAAACGUUGUCUUUUAUUAUCUUAG